AUGUCGAGCUCAUCUUUCAUCAACGCAUUGCGUAGAUUUAUUGCACUUCGUGGGAAUGUGUCUUUAUUUCGAUCAGACAGAGGUACUAGCUUUAUUGGUGCUACAGCAGAUCUUGGGAUUGAUGUAACAAAAGGAUCAGUGAAGAACUACUUGGAGAAGUCAAAGAUUGUUUGGACAUUCAAUGUUCCUCACUCUUCCCACAUGGGAGGAGUGUGGGAGAGAAUGAUCGGUUUAACGCGUAGAGUAUUAGAUACACUACUCUUAGGACCUAAAGGAAAAAAUCUCACUCAUGAAGUUCUCAGUACAUUGAUGGCUGAAGUGACAGCCAUAAUUAAUUCAAGACCAAUUACUACUGUAUCUAAGGAUCCUGAGGUACCAUUUGUGUUGAGUCCAGCAAUGCUUCUGAAUCAGAAGAUAUCCGGUCAUUAUUCUAUGUGUACAGAUAUUGACAUACGUGAUAUAUACAAAGAACAGUGGAAGCAAGUGCAGGUUUUAUCCGACUUAUUCUGGCAACAGUGGAAAACUCAUUACCUUCAAAACUUACAGUCCCGUCGCAAGUGGACAUCUGAAAAAAUGAAUUUGAAGGUUGGAGAUGUUAUAGUCAUCAAGGAUCGUGAAACAGCUAGAUGUCAGUGGUCUGUUGGACUUGUGGAAGAAGUUUUCCCUAGUGCGGACGGACUAGUUCGGAAAGCUUGUGUGCGCGUUGUCGUUAAUGGAAAACCGUGUACAUAUACAAGGCCUAUUAGUGAACUCAUUCGACUCAUUGACUGA
Molecule: messenger RNA, 771 nt
Organism: Ostrea edulis (European flat oyster)
Lineage: Eukaryota; Metazoa; Mollusca; Bivalvia; Ostreida; Ostreidae
Exons: 1
Coding region: 1-771 (256 amino acids)
Biological process (GO): DNA integration
Molecular function (GO): nucleic acid binding
Source: RefSeq, a predicted model, not a curated record